Arachis ipaensis is the source of this 844-nucleotide messenger RNA. RefSeq names its product SAUR-like auxin-responsive protein family. Gene Ontology annotation, biological process: response to auxin. Lineage: Eukaryota; Viridiplantae; Streptophyta; Magnoliopsida; Fabales; Fabaceae. The record is from RefSeq and is a predicted model, not a curated record.
AAAUAAAAUGAAUGAAAAAUAUCUCAUUCUUAGCUGUGCUCUAAACCGUGGGCCAUGCACGUGUUCCACCAUUCCUCACUAACUUCAAUUCUUCUCUUUAUAUAAACCGAACCUUCCCUCACACCUUCCUUCACAUCCCAAACACAAAACCAGAAAAACACUCAUUCACUUCAGUCAGGCAUUUCAUCAAACACCUUAAUGGCGAAAGUGGGAAAACUAACGAAGAUCAAGUCAGCGAUCAAAAGGUGGCCGUCACUGAGCAAGCUGAGCCGCAACAACAGCUGCGUCUCCGCCGCCAGCUGCGACUCAAACCACGGCGCCGCGUCUUCCAAGGAACAGAACGUUGUGUACGUCGGCAGAUCGCGGAGGAGGUACCUCGUGAACUCUGAGAUCAUAGAUCACCCGGUGUUCCAGGAGCUGGUGGACAGGUCCAACAGCAACAAUAAUAGUAAUGGUGGGUGCCAUGGCGGAAUAGUUGUUUCUUGUGAGGUGGUUCUGUUUGAGCACUUGCUUUGGAUGCUUGAGAGUGCUGAGACUCAGUUGGGGUCCAUGGAUGAGCUGGUUGAGUUCUACACUUGUGCAUGCUGAGAGAAUGAGAGAGAGAGAGAGAAAACUAAGCAACAACUACUGCAUAAUUAAUUAAUUAACUGACUUUUAUUAUUAUUAUUAUUAUUAUUGUGAUGAGAGAAGAGAAGAGUCCGGGAAAAGAAAAGAGAAAAAGAGAUUUACAAUGCUGAGUUAGUUGAUUAAUUGGUUUUGCACUUUUGCUCAUUCAUCAUUGUUAUGUAUAAAUGUUAUCCAAGUGAAUAUAACAUACAAAAAUAUUUCAAAAGUGUUGCAUGUA